Messenger RNA from Acomys russatus (golden spiny mouse), 2169 nucleotides. RefSeq names its product galectin 3 binding protein (gene Lgals3bp). Gene Ontology annotation, cellular component: membrane; extracellular matrix. The record is from RefSeq and is a predicted model, not a curated record. Gene Ontology annotation, molecular function: protein binding. Lineage: Eukaryota; Metazoa; Chordata; Mammalia; Rodentia; Muridae.
AAGUUUCUACAGAGAACUUCCAGUUGCAGCCAGCAGGAAGGCUUCCGGACCACCUUCAGCCUGGUAACUUCCUGUCUCUUGCUCCCAGGGUUGGGCUUCCAGGCCAGGCAAUGGCUCUCCUAUGGUUCCUCUCGGCAUGGUUGCUGAUUUCGGGGACUCAAGGUACAGAAGAUGGGGACAUGCGCCUGGCUAAUGGGGCCUCAGCCAACGAGGGCCGCGUGGAGAUCUUCUACAGAGGCCAGUGGGGGACGGUGUGUGACAACCUCUGGAACCUUCUGGAUGCUAAUGUCGUCUGCCGAGCCCUGGGCUAUAAGAACGCCACUCAGGCACUGGGCAGAGCUGCCUUUGGGCCAGGAAGGGGCCCCGUCAUGCUGGAUGAGGUGGAAUGUACAGGGACGGAGUCCUCACUGGCCAACUGCAGCUCCCUGGGCUGGCUGAAGAGUCGCUGUGGGCAUGAGAAGGACGCAGGCGUGGUCUGCUCCAAUGACACCAGGGGUAUCCACACCCUGGACCUCUCUGGAGAGCUCCCAGAUGCACUGGGCCAGAUCUUUGACAGCCAGCAGGGCUGUGACCUGUUCAUCCAAGUGACAGGGCAGGGGCGUGGGGACCAGAGCAUCUGUGCCCACACGCUGAUCCUGAACACCAACCCUGAGGCCCAGGCCCUGUGGCAGGUGGUGGGCAGCAGCGUCAUCAUGAGAGUGGAUGCUGAGUGUAUGCCCGUUGUCAGAGACUUCAUCAGGUACUUUUACUCCCGAAGAAUCGAGGUCACUAUGUCAUCUGUCAAGUGCUUACACAAGAUAGCCUCUGCCUAUGGGGCCACGCAGCUGCGGGACUACUGCGGACAGCUCUUUGCCACCCUCCUCCCCCAAGACCCCACUUUCCAUACGCCCCUGGAACUCUAUGAAUAUGCACGGGUCACGGGGGAUUCUGUGCUGGAAGAUCUGUGUGUGCAGUUCCUGGCCUGGAACUUUGAGCCUCUGACGCAGGCUGAGGCCUGGCUGAGUGCUCCCCUCAGCCUGCUCCAGGCUGUCCUCCCCAAGAGUGAGCUGGCUGUGUCUAGUGAGGUCGAUUUGCUGAAGGCAGUGGAUGAGUGGAGCACAGAGAGCGGCGCCUCCCACAUGGAGGUAGAGAGCCUGGUGGAACAGGUCCGCUUCCCCAUGAUUCUGCCCGAGGAGCUGUUUGAGCUGCAGUUCAACCUGUCCUUGUACCAGGAUCACCAAGCACUAUUCCAGAGGAAGACCAUGGAGGCCCUGGAGUUCCACACUGUGCCUUUCCCAGUGCUGGCCAAGUACAGAGGCCUGAACCUCACUGAGGACAUAUACCAGCCACGGCUUUACACCUCCUCCACUUGGAGCACUUUGGUGCUCACCCAGUCCCGGAGGGUCCAGGGCAUACAGGUGUCUGAGUACAAAAAGUUCUACCCAUAUGGCUAUAGCUCAGAAUCCCGGUACAACCGCUACCAAUCCUUCCCGACCCCAGAGCACCCCAGCUUCCUCUUCAAGGACAAGUUGAUCUCCUGGUCAUCCACCUACCUUCCCACUGUGGAGAGUUGCUGGAACUAUGGCUUCUCCUGCACCUCGGAUGAGCUCCCUGUCCUGGGCCUCACCAAGUCCGGCUACUCGGAUCCGACUAUUGGCUAUGAGAACAAAGCCCUGGUGCUCUGUGGCGGGUACAGUGUGGUGGAUGUCACCAGCUUUGAAGGUUCUAAGGCCCCUAUCCCCAGCGCCCUGGAAACCAAUAGUUCCAAGACUCCCUCCCUCUUUCCUUGUGUCUCAGGGGCCUUCAGCAGCUUCCGUGUGGUCAUCCGCCCCUUCUACCUGACUAACUCCACUGACCUGGGCUAGGUGGUGCCUCUCAGUGGUGGGGACUCAGACACUCAUGUGUCCCUGUCCUUGGCCUCUUUCCUCUCUGUAACUCCCUCCAGGAGCUACACCAGGUUCCCUCAGCUGCCACAGUCUCUAUGAGCCUUAACAUUUGCUAGAAGGUUCCAGCCAGCACUCACUCCAGUGCUAAAUGUCCGCAGGCCUCCCACUGCAGGCACCAGCGGGUUCUGUGAAGUCCUGUGGGAUUGCCUAUGCCUACUGUAACUGCGGCUCAGUCUGUCAUGUCACUCAUCUGAAAUCAUUAAAGUCACACGUGCUGCUCACGAUUGGUCCAUUCCUGCAGGAG